CACACACACACACACACACACCGUUUCAGCUGCUGUUCUCACAUAUCGAAUCGGGUGAAGAAGUCUUCAUUUCGGCAUUCAACUAAGAGCUGGAAGUUCUGCGUCAGGAUAAUAUUUAGGGUGAAAAGAGGGAAAGGUCGUCACCUGUGGUGAAAGGCCGGCUCGAGAUGGCGUACAAGCUGACACGGGUCUUUCUUCUUCUUCUCGUCCUCUUUGGAAUUUCCUUCACCUUCACUCAAGGAUCAGGAAGCUCUAUGAAACACAAUCCAGCUGUGUUCCACACUGAAGACGACUACGAGUGGACGACUUGGUUUAACGUGGAUCACCCUGGAGGGAAGGGAGAUUAUGAGCAGCUGGAUGCGAUUCGUUUCUAUUACCGAGCUCGGGUGUGCGAUUCCCCACGGGCGCUGGAAGCUCGUACUACAGACUGGAUACCGGCUCACAGCACCGGCGAGAGAGUGCAUGCUGAACCCACCGUGGGCUUCUGGUGCAUCAAUUCAGAACAACCUGAUGGGAAGAGCUGCUCUAAUUAUGCAGUCCGCUUCCUUUGCCCAAGAGAAAUGGCGCCAGAAACUCAUGGAGUGUGGAGUCAGUGGUCAGACUGGAGCCUGUGUCCUGCACAAUGUGGCCAGGUUGCAUCUCAGAUCCGCUCCAGGACGUGCACGACCCAAUCCACGCAGUGUAACGGUGUAAAGGUGGAGAGCAGACAGUGUAAAGGACCCAGAUGUCCAGGGUGUACUCUGCAGUGUGUGAUGGGGAAGGCGAACACAGACUGCAAUGCCUGCCUAUGUAAGGAUCACACUGUGCUUGGGUCAGUUCGUAGAGCAGGCAGUCUCCCAGCUCCUGCCGUCGCCAUUCUCCUUUCGGGCACGAGCCCCAAACUUCUUACGCUCUCUGACCACAACGGACACUUCCGCGUACCAGGGAUUUGCCCAGACGGCAACACUACGCUGCUGAUCAGGCUGCAGGGCCACACGCCUCAGGAAAUUGUCAUGCCCCUGAGCUCGGAUUCUACAACUGUACUUCAUGUGAAACUGGAAAGAGCGAAAAAGCUUUAUGUGCAAACACACCCAGAGUCAAAAGCGAGGAGAACGGGUCAGACAGCUGCCUUCUGUUGCAAGGUUACUGGUACACCUGAACCUGAUGAGUAUCAGUGGUUUCACAAUGGAACUCUGCUCGAAAAGAGUGUGCAUCCUUAUGACGAGACUUUGGUUUUGAGGAACCUAAGAAUGGAUCAGGCUGGAGAAUACUACUGCAGAGCCAGCAAUGAGAAUGGUGCCAUCAAAUCCAAGCCAGCCAUACUUUCAGUAAUAGGUCAAGUCGAGCCUUCAUGCAACCCUAAUCCAGAACCCCACAUGAUCCGUCUGCCUCAUGACUGCUUCCAGAAUGAGACAAACUCAUUUUAUUAUGAUGUAGGAAGAUGCCCCAUAAGAACAUGCACCGGGCAACUAGACAAAGGUAUUCGAUGCAAAGACUCCAUAACCUUUUGCUGUGGGGUGUCCAAAUUGGAAGAGAGACAGAUAACUUGCAAGGACUACCAGUUGCCUACGAUGGUGGUCACCCAGUGUGGCUGCAAAAAAUGUGUGGAAACAAAGGCAAUAGUUCGUGGGCGUGCUAUUGCAGCAGAUACAGGAGAGCCUUUAAGGUUUGGGCACAUCUACAAGGAUGGUGACAGGAUAAGCCGAACAGGAUACCAGGGCACAUUCUCAAUCCAGGUUCCCACAGAUACUGAAAGGCUUGUUCUUACUUUUGUAGACCACAUGCAAAAGUUUGUGAACACUACCAAAGUACUUUUGUUCAACAAAAAAGGUGGAGCUGUGUACCAUGAGAUCAAAUUGCUCAGGAAAAAGCCACCGGUUACCUUAAGCUCAACUGACACCAACAAACUACAGCUUGGAGAAGUACAAGGAGAGGAACCCAUGGCUGAGAUUGAAAUUCCACCAAACUCCUUCUAUAAGCAGAAUGGAGAAGUAUUUGUUGGUAAUGUAAAAACCAGCGUUACUUUCAUGGACCCCAGAGUUGCAUCCACAGCAGAGGCUGCUCAAAGCGAUCUCAACUUUGUUGGAACAGAAGGCGAUGUGCUCCCCUUGAGAACCUAUGGCAUGUUCUCAGUCGAUUUCAGAGAUGAGGCAGAUGGCGAGUCAUUAAAUGCUGGAAAAGUAAAAGUUCGACUUGAUGCUGCCCAAGUAAAGAUGGCGGAACAUCUGCAGUCAAUGAAAUUGUGGUCCCUCAACCCUGAGACUGGUCUUUGGGAAGAAGAAGGACAGCUUCAAAUGGAGAAAAAACAACGACGGAAACGAGAAGAAAGAACUUUUCUCGUAGGAAAUAUGGAAAUCCGAGAAAGAAGGUUGUUUAACUUGGACGUGCCAGAAAACAGAAGAUGCUACGUUAAAGUCCGUGCUUUCCGUAGUGAGCGAUAUAUGCCAAGUGAGCAGGUUGAAGGUGUUGUUGUAUCUCUGAUUAAUAUGGAACCUACAGCUGGAUAUUCCAGCAAUCCUCGGGCAUGGGGUAGAUUUGACAGUGUCAUAACCGGUCCCAAUGGAGCAUGUCUACCUGCCUUCUGUGAUGACCAAAAAGCAGAUGCUUAUUCUGGUUAUGUUAUGGCAAAUCUUGGAGGGGAAGAACUGGAAGCUGUAGCUUCAGCACCAAAAUUAAAUCCCAACACUAUUGGUGUCCCUGAACCCUACUUAAGUAAGCUGAACUACAGAAGAACUGAUCACGAUGAUUCAAGACUCAAGAAGACUGCAUUCAGCAUCAACAUAGCAAAACCCAGCCCGAACAGACCCGAAGAUGCAAAUAGUCCAAUUUAUCCCUUUGAAAAACUGAAGGAGUGUGAAGAAGCUCCAUUUAAUUCCCCUCACUUCCGCUUUUCAAGAGUAGAAGGAGAUCGCUAUGACUACAACACUGUUCCUUUCAACGAGGAUAAUCCAAUGAGUUGGACAGAAGACUACUUGAGCUGGUGGCCAAAGCCGACAGAAUACAGAGCUUGCUAUAUUAAGGUAAAAGUCAACAGCCCGCACGAAAUCAAUGUCCGUUCUCGCAACACGGGAGGCACCCACCCGAGAACAGCUGGCCAACUUUAUGGCCUCCGUGACACCCGUAGUAUACGAGACAGGGACCAGUCCGGUGUCUCAGCAGUCUGUCUGGAGUUCAAAUGCAGUGGCAUGCUCUAUGACCAAGACCGAGUGGAUCGCACCCUGGUGAAGGUGAUCCCGCAGGGUAGCUGCAAGAGAGACAGCGUCAACAGCAUGCUUCAAGAGUACCUGGUCAAUCAUCUUCCACUGGCUGUCAACAAUGACACCAAUGAGUUCACCAUGCUUGCACCACUCGACCCUCUGGGCCACAACUAUGGCAUCUACACAGUUACUGACCAAGAUCCUCGCACAGCUAAGGAGAUAGCACUUGGACGCUGUUUUGAGGGUACAUCAGAUGGGACGUCGCGAGUCAUGAAGAGCAAUGAAGGUGUGGCAUUAACCUUCACUUGUGGAGACAAAGAGGUAGCCAGACAGAGCGUAUUCCAGCAGGUUCAGAAUGCUCCAGGUCGAGCCAUAGCGGGAAUUACCCGUCCAGGAAAAGCCAACCGAAAGCAAAGAGGAGACUCCGCUGCGUUAUUGCGUAAUAGCCGGAGAAGACGUACCUGCAAUCACAACAGAUGUUCCUAGACCACACUCUGAAACCUGUAUAAUGUAAUAAUAAUGGGAAUAGGCUAGAGAGAGAUCAACUUCCAGAAAAGUACUCCACACCACCUAAUUGCCACGAACAACUUUUGCGCAUAUUAUAUUUUUAAGCUAACGCAUAACGCCUACAUUUUAUAAGGUGUAAUGAGAAACUACAUUCAUGGGUUCCUAGCCCUGGUCCUGGUGUAAGGUAAUGGACAAGAGCCUAUGAACAAGUAAUCUCCAUAGUACUACGAACUGAAAUAAAAUGUCUUAUCAUGACUAGUUACAAGUCAGGUUCAUAGUAACCUCGAUUAAGGUUAAAAAACAUUAAAAUUUGCUCCCCUGAAAAAAAAAAAAAAAAA
Clarias gariepinus (North African catfish) is the source of this 4021-nucleotide messenger RNA. RefSeq names its product cartilage intermediate layer protein, nucleotide pyrophosphohydrolase (gene cilp). The transcript has 9 exons. The coding region runs from base 168 to 3662 and encodes 1164 amino acids. Lineage: Eukaryota; Metazoa; Chordata; Actinopteri; Siluriformes; Clariidae. The record is from RefSeq and is a predicted model, not a curated record.